CUACGGUAGGCGGUAUGCAGGCCUUAUAAUUACAAGCUGGCAUGGCUUGUGGUUAUGCCUGCUGGUCCUGGUUGUGAUAUUGUACUUUAAUCGCGCCCAGCGUGUGGAUGGCCGUGAUGGAGCUACGGCGAAACGCUGCUGCCCUAAGACUGCAACACAUGCUGCGUGCCGCGAUACUACGGCCACCUACGACGAACUGCCACUGCCCGGCGGAUGUGGAUGAUGAGGGAUCAACGUCAACCGGACAGCUCGUUCAACCACAUUUUAGUGGCAGACGACCAAAACGCAUAGUGCGAUUGCACUAUGAAAGUCAAAGCGCGGUAGCUAUACAAAGAAUUCAGCGCGGGGUAUUUGCUCGUCAAAUGAUCUCCUCCAAACGCGAAUUCGUAAAUUUUCAGCGGGCCGCGGGACGAAUACAACGAUUGGUUGUGAGUUGGCAAGCAUCGUGCCAUGGUGCAGACAUCGAUGCACUGAAAACAGUCAGGGAUACUUGUGCACGAUGUGCCACAUGCCGGGCAUCGGUGUUUGUUUUUGAUCUCCAGCAGUUGCUCUGCACAAACUGCGUGACAGCCAUGACUAAGGCAAUGUCACACCAACGAGAGUCUUUACGGACGUGCGGGCGAUUCCUAGGUACAAUGAUUCCAUUAGACCUUAAGCGCAGAUUAGACCCCCGAGUGGCGUCUGUUCAAAGAUGGUGGCGACUUCGAGCAUUCAGAACUGUAGUCAGCACGUGUUGUUGCACGUGUCACCGGACUGCUACACAUAUUGACCAUCGUUCGCAAAAACGCCUGUGUGGGCUUUGCGCGUUACACGUGCGCUGCCUCAACAAUCUACACCGAGAUGGUCGCAGAAUUCAAACUCUCGCACAGUUUGAGGCUGAUGUAACAGCUGCGACAGUCAUUCAAGCUUUCUGGCUCUCGUGGCGAGCUACAAAGCGGUGGCAAGCCAUUAGGGACGUGACCUUCACACGUGCGACUUUAUUUGCCACAAGAGCUCAAAGUGUCUUCCGCGGCAACGCGUCGCGUCGUGCGAUACGCGCAUGCAUGGAUACGCUUGUCUGGCUCUGUAGAGCAGCGAACAGAUUGUUACAAACAAAGCCAGGAUCAUGGUUUGUGUGUCUUUGUGAUGAUCUUUUAUCUCGUGUACCGGUCUUCCUCGUUGGUCGAGAAUGCUGGAGGCUUGCUGGGGAGCCGCAUGCCUUGGGCAAUGAAGUAGCAUUUCGCUUACUACAUGAUGCCGUCGCCGGACAGAUUACACGUCUGGGCCGGGGGUGGGUUUCGAGGUGCAAAGCUAGAAGGGGAAAGUCAGAAAGACGGAGGCACCUGCAAGCUGCACGAUAUCAUCAAUCUUCAAUCAUCAACUCUUGUAGGACGAUCCAACGCUUGGUGCUGUGCGGAAGUCAAAUCUGAGUUCGACUAGGCCCGCGCAAAGGCAGCAGACGCGUGGACAAUUGACACGUCAGUCCUCACGUCAUUGACGCGACUUGUCUGGAAGUGCGUCUGCUCGAUGGCCUGGAGGGUGACGAGUACGAUUCUCCCGUCCUCGGCGUCGGCGGACCACUGAUUGAUUUCAACACAGGUUUUGUAGGACGACGAGCAGCCGCGAAGAAAAUCCAGGCGGAAGUGCGUUGUUAUUUGGUCCGUUUGCGGAUCAAAGGUACGAGAGCACAGCACGCCGCGGCUGAAAGAAUCCAGCGGUGGGUCCGCCGCUUUCUGGAGGAGUGCCACGCGUGGCGCGCAACGAAUAGGCAGCUCUUGACGUUGUUGCUAAAUCGUGUGAGAAUACUUCUUCCGUUCACGAGUGUCAAUCGGAAUAUGGAAGUCCUGCGGACGGCCACUCAUCUGGGACGACGGGCUAAGCCCUCCACCGAGACAUUGUCGAGGGUCGCAGCCUCCGAUUUGGUGGUCUUGAGCACGCCUGCCAUACUGCGAGGCACGCUCCCUCAUCAUCGUUUUCUACAGCGUGCGGGCCUCAGUUCAGCUCAGCUACUGGCGACACAGAUAGUAACCAACACGGCCUUAAUUCAACCACGAUGGUCAGCAUCAGCUUCGGCAAGCGGGAAGUUUCUUUCGGCUGGUUGCGAGGUUCAGUAUCCAGGUCAAUUUUUGCUUCAGCUUGUGACUGUAUCUUCAGCUUCUAGUCCCAUGCCUGUGGAGUCUUGCUCUUCUGUGACUGUGCAUUGGUGCGGAAACACCCGACAGCCAUCCGGAUCGCCCUAUCUGAUGCGCGUGGGUUUGGACUCACCUGAGUGGCAUCAUUUCGUCAUCUUGACUUGUGAUACCUCUCGUAAACCCAAAUACUUUGGUCCCCGUGCAAAGAAAUCGCUUCUCCGAUUCAUUCUUCAUAAAAGAACGUUGUGCAAGCGUCGUUGGCUGAGCCACGCAACAACAAUCUCACCUGAUGCGUUCCUUAGCUCCCUUGGCGCACGUGCAACUUUCACUGUGACGGCAGGACACCAAGGUGGGUACCGUCACGCAAGCAUCACCGUGCUUCUGUCAAUCCAUACGCUGAGGAGGGCAGAAGCUCAAAAUAUCGCAUCAAAUGUACUUCUUGAUCUCCUGGAGGAUUUGAUUCACAUCACUCCUAGGGCUUCUGUUCACAUUGGAUGUACCGUUUCUCGGUACCAGGCCCAAAGCAAAGGCCUUGGAGCGUGGACAACUUCUUGCCGACAAAGAGGAGCAUGGACUCGCCUCACGUGGAACGGCUGUGUCGCCGGGUACUUGCAGGUCCCCAUGCGUGACCGUCAUUCUCGUUCUGUCAUGAUGCGAAACAAAGGUCUCCCCUGUGCCGUCGGACACUUCAUCCUAACCGGCGAUAGUGCUUCCUCCAUUAGCGGUGGUGGUGGCGAUUGCUACGACCAGAACAAGUUUCUUUUGCAAAUCGAACUUUCCCGCAGCGUGGGGGGGCGGCCCUGUGGCGUUGCUAUUCUAAAUGAACGCUUCCUGGAUUGUAUCCAAGCUAGGAGGAAUGUAUCGGUCUUUGUGAAGUCCAGUGUGUGCACCGAAAAUUCGCGAACUUCCGCUUCGUCGCUGGGCUACCUUCGCAUGCAAUUGACUGCACGCCGCCUUGAGACGCCACACUGGCGACAAAGGCUGCAGGUAGUCAAGUCGUAUGUGGGUACCAUGAUUACAGCUGCCCUUUGUAGUGUACCACAACCGCGAAUUGAAAUAUCCCUGGAACGGCUUACAGGCUUACUCCCAGAAGUAGACGUCGCUUCACUCGAGUGUCGGGUCACAUGGGGGGAGAGGGUAGCCACCACUUGGUUCGCCGCGUCCGAACCUGCUUGUGAAGCAUGUAUUUGUGCUUCAAGUCCCACUGUGCGAUUGAACUUGCCUGCCCACGGGCUCGUCGCUCCAGUCCUCAAGCUCGAAAUUUUGGGUACGUCUUUCUCGAGCUCGAGCAUAGAUACCGCUAGAAAGACUUGUUUUGGCGUCUGCUCUGUAAAUAGCCAUGAGCUCACUAAUAAUACCGGUCGCGUCGAGCUGAACUUUGUUGAGCCCCCCAAACCACUUUCGGCGAGUUCCAGGUUAGACCGGGUGGCCCGCCUCGUUCCAGGUCGUGUCGUUAUGUUUGUUGAAGUGUUUGAUGUUCACUACAGCGCGGGGUCGCCUGAGUGCACAGACGUCACGAGACUGCAACUUUCCAUAUUGGACUUGGACAUGACUGGCUGCAAAAGUGACUUGGUGGGUUCACAUCGUACCGUCUUCUCGACCUAUGGACUUGUUUUUCGUAGGUGAAGUCCCGUCCAUUCAAAAGUCUAAUUCGGCCAUACGCCGUUGUGCGAUGGCACGGCCGCAAAGUUGGCCAGGAGGAAAUAGUGCGGCCUUCCCUAAAUCCACUAUUCUGCAGCUCGCUACAAAAUGCCCACCUAAUCAAUCGAUGCGGGCUACCUCCACAGGGGGGGCAACUCUGCUUCGGUGGGCAGCCGUACAUUUUUCGCCUUACCCCAGCCAACAGGCGGGCUCUCGAUCGCUAUGUGCCCACUAAACACAAAAUUGGUGUUACUCUUGAUAUCUACUCUGCCAAAGGUGACAUGCAUGAGUCUCAGGCGCACCUCGACUUAUUUCUUGGACAAGCAAUCCUGGAGAGCCCGAUGGCAAACUCUUCACUUGCAUCCUAUUGUACGCUCCCCCUGCGCCGGCGACGCGAAGACACUUUAAACAAUGCCUUCGUAAAGUUUCGCUUGAGCAGAGUGGCAGAGGAGACUAUUGAGUUGAAUGUUUCCUCACUAAAAUUAAGUGGAAUUGCGGCGGCCGAGCGGCGCGCAGCCGAGAAGCACGAGGCCGAGACGGUGCCAUCCGCGUCAGAAAGCUUCAACAGUCCCCGCACCAUCAACCCGAUGCUGCACACCGUGUGCCGGUUCAGUGGCGUGGUGGCUGUAAGAUCUCUUGGGUUCGACCCAAGUUCACUCGUCGAUGUCCGCACAGGCGGCCGCAGGGUCACACCAGAAUCGACCGCACAGAUCACAUCGCACUUUAAAUGUGUGCUUGGAGGCUAUGCAGGCUAAGACUCUCUUGAGGCAAACACGUUUUCAAUCUCUGACAUAUGGCGAUAUGGAGGGAACCGUGAACUGGCCGCAUCACAAACCUCUCACCCUAUCCAUUCCUUCGACUUUAUCUGGCAUCCUUGAGGAUGCUGUUCUUCGAAUUUCCGUGUCACAUGGAAUUCAAGUUCCCAAGAAAGUUGGCUCUGCAGACUAUUCACUGCGGGGUCUUCUGAUGGAACGGCGAAAACAUCCGAGGGGGCGUCCUCUCUCAGAAUGUGACGUGACCCUUUCUCUUGAGAAAGACGGUCGUCCCACCAGGGCAUUUGUUAGCUUUGCAGUUGGUCUAGGACAUCGUGUCACGUGCGCCUCUGGACGUUCCUUCCCUGUAAACAGCUACAGUAAGUCUCCGGGUGAUACUUCAAUACUGACCCCAAAAAAUAUUGGUAUCGUCGACGAUGUGCACAGCAGUCAUGAAGCUCAACAUGCUCGUCGUGUAGCACACGCCUGGCCUUCCCAUGUCCUAGAUUCAAACGGCACGAAUAAUUUUGCCGAUACUGCCUUAGCUCUUGACGCAGAAUGGCAAAACGCAGGUGAGAGCAGUGCACUGCGGAAAGCCGCGGUAACAGUAAAUAUCUCUGAUGUGGAGUUGCUGGACACAUCUCUCCAAAUAGAAGUCUGUAACAAAAAUAUGCAGCGACCAGAUACUACAGUCGGCAAGGCUUCAUGUAUACUUGAUAAAGUUGUCAACGCCAUGCACGCCGGCAGACCAGAAUGUAGAUUUCCUUCUGUUGGGAUCGAACAAAAUAAAAAAAAUGUGGUAAAGAAAAUUAGCUUCACAGCUUGGCUGGAGAGAAAUCGAUAUUUCUCAGUAGGUGUGCACAAUGUGCAGAUUGCAUGGUGGCCAGGCAAACAGCUCAACAAAAGAAAUCAUGGCGCCGCGGUUUCGUAUCUCUGCUUUAAGCUGGGGGGGUCCACUCUUCGCAAGACUCGAACGACGGACACGCACUUAUCUGCAGAUGCUUACUUGCCCGCAACUGCGGGUGUCCUCGAACAUUGCCUCCUCUACGUUGAGCUGUGGCACUCCGACGCAGUUUCCGAGGUGCUUGUUGCUGUUGCUAGUACUGCGGUUAAAUGCUUAACUUCUCUGGAGGCGCCAAUUUGCUUCACCUUACCGCUUCUGCGUCGCGGGGUGCAGGAGAGUGAUGGUGAAGGUCUCAUCUCGCUCACGCUCACGUGCACUGAAUUGACCCACGAGGUGACAAAGGCGGGUAUUUCAGUAGCACGGGAUUCCUCGGGUCCCUCAAAUCUUUUCAAAGUACCACAAAUUCAAUUGCAGGGAGCUGAAUUGUGCUUGCGGGCCCUUCGCUUCCGCAGAGCAUCGAGUCCGCCAACCAGGCUCUACUGUACGACGCAAGUGGGUCGCAUUUUUCGUCGAACUUCCAUCAAGUCAGUUUCUUGUGCUACCUGUGACUGGCCAAACGAGGCGCUGGUCUUUCACACAAGCUUUGACGUGCUCAUGGGGAAGUUUCUUCAAAUGCAGAUCUGGAGUCGCGCCAAUGGAUCACCGGACAGCCUGGUGGGGCAUGCCAAGCUUCACCUUACGCCAGCACGCUGCAUGCUACAUUGCAGCCAUCGAGCUAUUGUGAGGACGUCGCCUUCUGAACCAGUAUGCGUGCAGCUUCGACAAGCUCUAGGUGCACCAUGUGGAGUUAUUUCUUUCGAGCUUGAAAUUAUUGCAGAGGAUGACUCUGCAAUCACAGAGAUCAGAUGUUUCCAAAAUAAUAGCGUGUCGUCGUCGGCGUUUCGUAUCGGGCACAUUACAUUUGCAUCGAUGAAUCACCUAAAUGACGACGAGCUAUGUUCUUCACCCCUCGAACAGGAUGCAACGGACAGCAUUACGCCGAGUACCAUGGAUGGUGCUCAAUUUUUAGUUGGCGCUUUUGACGACAACCGCUGCGAUAAAAAAGACCCUCGCGAUCGAAACGAGCUUCGCCUCAUCUUGCUCAGGACGCGAGGCCUUCGCGUCCUGGGGCGAUCGCAUCCUCACGAUGAUAAAGUAUCCGGUCUGCAAAUUCGAUCGCUCUUGGGGGCGGCACCACUGUCGAGGUCCAUGGCACGCCCGGGCAUUGUGUCUGCGCAUAUGGUCGCAAAAAAUGCAAAGGUGGGCAUUCGUUCAAUGAAUGGAGUAGGUGAGCAAGAAUAUAGCUACAAGUCUAUUGAUGUUGCGGAAUUGGAGCAGGAGCUGGGUGAGCAAUUUAUUCUCCCCGCAUCGGACGUUGAUUUCAAGCCACUUGGCUUGGAACUAGUUGUUCAGGGCAGCCACAAAAUCUCAAGCGAGCGAGUGAUGGGGCGCAGUUUUAUCGAGCUAAGUGAGAAUGCACUUCCUGGUUUUGGUGUGGGGCUGGCCUAUAGAUUUUGGCUACAGCUUGGGGGGAACCUUGGCUCCGGGUCUCGUGCAUGCAAGGUGCGAAUGUGUGCGCAAUGACUCCCACUGACUCCCGCGCGCGCAGGUCUUGACAGCGGAACCAGCGAAUCCCGGACCGUAUGGUACCCUGCAAGUGGCGGCGAGGUGGACUCACAACCCCACGCUUGCAUUCUUUGAUCUACCGUGCAGGACGGUGUCCAAUGCCAUUACUUGUUUGUUCUGAGCUAGAUCUGAAAGCAGGUGCGCGCACGACGACGCUGCACCUAAUGAGCUACAUGUUGCGCUGCUUCGAGCUCGAGGACUGCCAGCCGCGGAUCGGGGCGUGCUAGAGGCUUCAACAAGCGACCCAGUAGCGAGGGUCACGAUUCUUUCUGCUGGUGGAGGCGUUAUGGAUGUUACAGAGACCACUGUGGUGAGAAGGUGCUUGAACCCCAUUUGGAACGCAGCUUUCUCUUUUGAAAUUCAGCACGGCGAAGUAUACCAAAAUGGGCAAAGUGCAAUGCUACAUAUCACCAUAGAGGAUUGGGAUGCUUUGUCAAAUAAUGAUGUCUUGGGCCACAUAGUAGUCCCGGUGUCGUCACUUCAAAGCAAGUCGAGACUACACAGCUGGUUUCCCUUGUCGAGCACAACAGGGCCAAGCAACGCGUGCAGCUACGGGAGAACUAGCUUGUGCGGCGAGGUCGAGCUAACGGCGCGGUGGACACACAAUCCCAUUCUUUCACGAUUAUCUCUUUCAGAGUCAGGCUCCGAUGCCACACCAAACGAGCUUCGAAUCACGCUAGUAAGAGCUCGCGGGUUAGACCAACCUGGACAUCUACCUGAUACCACGAUAAUACCAGACGAUCCGUUCGUUAGACUGCGCUUUGGUACCAAAGUUUGGUUCACCGAGCGGUUUAGAACCUCGUGCCCUGUUUGGAACGAAGCCUGCGCAGUUCCUUUUCAUGCAUGCGACAUCUCCUCGGGGGGGUUAGAGGUUGCAGUGGCGCCAAAGCUCGACUAUGGCGCCGAACUCAAACUUCAAUCUCUGGCUGCCAGACGAUCAUCCAGAAAUGUCCAGCCACUUCAGCAAUGGCUGAGCCUUACCCGGCGACCAGACCGUGCGCGUCUCGGGCGCGGGGUGGAUGCCUGUGUGGAAAUCAAACUUCAGGCGCCCCACGGCGUUGUCCCCAGAACUGCAUCUGCUCGAUGGCGUAACCCAACUCACUGACUGAUUUCCACACAGGCGGAUGGAGGCCGUGUUCCUGUCAAUGCUACUGAUAUUUCCGGGGAAGUAGAGGUGGUGUUGGAGUGGGGUUGCAACCCGGUGCAUGGAUUCUUCGAUCUGGAGGACGGCGAGAGCGCUGGUGCCCCAAACAUGCUUUACGUUGCUAUUGCCCAAGCCCGUGCGUUAAGACCUCGGAACUCGUUGCCAAAAGGGUCUAGCGAUCAGCGCGCCUGCAAACCCUACGUCCUAAUCAAAUGGCGUGGUCGGCGAAUGGCAUCGACCGUCCUACCCCGAGCGCAGUUGCCGUCUGUGUAGAAAUCAAAUUUCGCGGGUUUCUCGCAAAAGGCUGAAUCAUAACCUUGACGCCAUCGACGCGACGCCUGCUCGAUGGCGUGGCGGUGUGGGUUACACCCGACGCACUGCUUGAUUUCCACACAGGUCGCCGUCUUGGCACGAGACCUUUGUGCUGCCUGUGAGCAUAGGAAACAUAAACGAAGCGAUUACAAACGCACACGACAGGCAACUGACUCUAGAUGUCAUCCACUGUCCCAGAUGCAGCGCUGACUCGGCGUCCUGUCGAACUUUAACUUGGACUGGCGGGCCACGGGAUGGCGUGGGGGGCGGCAGAGGAGUCUGAUCUUGGCCGGCGGCGCGCCGUCGUCGUCAACGAUACGCGACGACGACGUCGUGACUACUGCUGUGCUACCCAGCCCCUCGGCCGGGGACGCGCGGCGCGAGAGCCCGUCGAGCCUGUUGAGCCCAUCGGCGUGGGCGGAUGCGCGACGCGAGGACGGUGCCUAGGCGACACCCCUGGCGGAGGUCGCGAGCCCGUUCGAGUCCCCCGGCCUGGGCGGAGGCCUGCUCACCCGGACGAUCCGGCGGACGCCGUCGCGCCGCCGCGCCGCAGCAGCAACGGGAGCUGGAGAAGAGCGAUGCGGCGACGGUGGACGAUGCGAACGGGGGUUCCGCGCGCAGGCACAAGCUCACGACCUACAGGAGGAGGAGAUAGGGCAAACUGUCAGUUAAUUGGCUCUUCUAGAGUGGACAUAUGUGUGGAAAUCAACCAGUGAGUUGGGUUACUAAACCAGUGGGGUCUCCAGUCGGGCCACUGGUACCAGGCCCGGUCACGUCGGAGGGUUACCCAACCACUCGGUCCGGAUCGAUCUUUCUAGACCCAGGCUCUUUGGUUGGAGGCCUCCGGUCUGGAGACGCAGUUACAGAGACAUGUCGCGUGAUGGUAAAAUGGGGCGCCUGAAAUUCGAUUUGAACGCAGGUAGACCUCUUGACUGAACUGGGUCAUCGACGGCCUUUUCGAUCCUGGCGAAAGUUAUAUCAGGCCUCGGAAUCAUAUCCAGUGGUAAGCGGAGAGUUGGAAGUUGAGUUGAGAUGGGUAAGGUCUCAACUCACCUUCAUUCCUGAGCCCCUGUAUAAGCUACACAUUGGCGACAUGAGUGCCGCUAUACUCAGCUCAGAAUCCAUACUGUUGGACGGUUCUGCACGCCUCGGGGUACACACAGCAAUGAUAAAGCGUGCACCAAUCGCUGACAAGACCCUUGUUUGCUCAAAUCUAUGCAUUCUACGUGCCACCAGUCUCGAUCCAAAUAGCGUCGGGAUUGGCCAUCCUUUCGUUGUCGUGCGUUGCAAUGAUAGUGAAGUCCAUCGAACUCCUGCACAAUGGUCUACUCUCAGCCCAACGUGGAGUCGUGGUGGAUCUGCUGCGUGCGUCCAGAUACCCUCUGUUGCGUCGGGGCCACCAUACGGGCUGUCCGUCGAGGUGUGGUGUGCUACUACAUCGGCUGCAAGAGCAUGCUGCCUAGGACGUAUUGCAUUGAUGCCGACCGAGCUGCUAGAUCACGGCGGGGAGUAUGAGCACCAGUUGCUCUCUGGGACCCUCAUUCUGACUUGGAGGCAACUCGGGCCAAAGAGCCCUGAGUUCCCUACUGAGCUGGAGUUCACACGUGAUGAGUCCGCGAGUAGUGCAGCCAAAGAACUGUCAUACACAGUUCAAAUUAGUAACUGGACGGUAUAUCCGCGAAUCGAGGGGGUUUAUAUCGUUGCGUCCUGUGUGAAAACCAAAUUUAAGCACCUCGCGCGAUGGUAUCCCGCCACUGUGUCUGCUCGGAUGGCGUGGAGGUUCACGGAGGUCCCUCGCAAUAAUUCUCAGGAUAGCCUGACUCACUGGUUGAUUUCCCACAGGAGGCCUCUCUAGGGAGGGAAGGGGCCCGAGGGGAGGCUUUCCUGGAACUCAUGGCAGAACCUAGUUGUUUCACAUCAGUCGAGGAGCUACAGAUCGAAGUGAAAUCCAAGGGAGAAACGGGGGACAAUUCAAAGUACGGUGAAUGUUUCAUCCCGCUGCAAACACAUUGGGUUGGUGACAAAGAACCGCACCAACUUGUGCAGAUGCUCACACACCCGACUGGUGGCCUUCGUGGGCACUUGACAUUCAGCAUACAGGUCCGCCGUUGCCUAAACAAAGCUAAAUAUGAUGAUGAGAUCAGAACUACUCGUGAACUUAAGCACCUUAGCGCCCUGCACGCCUUGCGUCAAUCUGCGGAAUAUGCAAAACGUGCGAGUCAAGAUGCCACAAGUGCAUUUGAAAGAGCAGCCGAUUCUAUAGAGCGGAGGGCGCUCUCUGCCACGCAGGCUGUCUGUCGUCGUGAAGCGAUGCGCGCGAUGAGUCGCCUGCAACAUUCCAUUGAACUUGGCAUGUUCUACGACGGAGUCAGAUCAGAAAUUACGACGGAAACAGUUGAACAGCGUGCUGGCCACGGAACCAAAUGCGCGGCACCCAGAUCAGAAAUUACCGCAGGAAGUGCAGUUGCACAACAGCACGCUGGUCGCGAAACAAGCCGUAGAGCGCUGCCUUCUUCAUCCCUGGCAAUCAAGCACAGGGAACUAGCUCACGUCAGGAUGGACAUUCGCAUCGACCCAACAGAAAACCUUGGCAUAAUCUGGGGCGACGUUGAGAGGGAUGAGCUGGCCGCACUUGUGGCCAGCCGUAGUGGUUUCUCAGCCAGGGUGACGUCCACACCUCACGCCCGGGUCAGUCAUGAAAUGUCACUUCGAUUCGCGAAUGCUAGUGAUCAGCGAUGCGGCAGCAGAAGGGAUGCCGGGGGACAAUAUGGCGAGACUGACGACGUGAGUGAGGCCAUGAAUCACUAUCGCAGCACAUUCAGCUCAUUAGAACCACUAUUAGCUCGAAUCGGUGUGGUCGAUGAGGAGCUCACAAAACUUUCGGCCAACUGUAAAUCAAACGCUCGGGCACUUGCCUUAAGAGCUGGACACAACUUGACAGUCUUGGGCUUACGUAAGGGCAUGCAAGCUGCGCGCCUUGGUGUGUGUCUCGGAUGGCGCGCUGUUUCUCUGAAUGGCCGGGAGUUGGGCUGCCGGGAGCAGCUUUCGACGGCGCUGAAUGCUCCCAUGGAAGAAAUGAUCCUGACCUUUACGGCAAGGAUAGAAUGGAGGCACCAUUUUCACGCACUGCGUAACCUGAAACGUUAUCUGGUCGCCACCAAGCGUUGCGAAGAAGUCUCGCAGGUCACAGCUGCGGCCCGGGAGAAAACAAUAAGCCUUGAUCUUCGGAAGCCGCUAGGGAUAAGUUGGACAGCUGCGACAGGGGGGCGUGGGCACUCGAAAGGUGGCCUUGAGGUGAAGGUGGUAAUGCCAAAUUCGGCUCGUAUCAAGUGUAUCAGAGGGGGUAUGAUUCUCACCCGAGUUGCCUCAAGGCCCGUUCACGACGAGGAAGAUUUCUCCGAUAUUUUAGAUAGUCUUCGCUCGACUUCUACCUACGUUGUAAAUUUUGAUUUUAUGUUACCACGUCACGUUCACAAACGGGUAAUUUUCUUUGAUGCUCGUUGUCCCCUUGGGGCAAUAUUUAAAGAUUAUUCGAUUUUGCGUCUCGACCCAAACUCACCAGCGACCAAAGCUCGAGUUAGACCAGGUUGGAUUUUGUUGAGUGUGAACGGGCUUACUGUGACCGGGGGCGCCUCGCCGGUAGCACUACUUGCCGACUUAAGGCGACGGGCCCGAGAUCCUCACGACCCGUUUAAUCAAGCCGCAGCUGCACGUCACACAGAACUAGUAUUCAACGUCGCGGUAGACGAUCUUAUAUCGCUUUUCAUCGAUCCGAGGAAUCCGGGAAUCGAUUGGACUUUCCUGCCACGACCCACAAAGGAAGGUUCGAGUUGUAUGGCCUGUGCGUAAAUCAACCAGUGCGUCGGGUGCACUACUCUUCACAAAGUCAUUUUUCUCGGCGACAACGCGGCCCCGCUGACUGAAUCGAGUGGUGUAAUACCCACACCGCCACGCUAUGGAGCAGGCGUCGCGUCGAUGGCGUGCAGAUUGACGCGACAGCAAGGCGCCAUGAAAUUUUAAUUUCUACACAGGCAAUGACAUCGGUGGUGAUAUAUUUGUCAAGGAAGUGGUCAACGGCACAGGGCGUCCAAGGAGAGGCUGGCGGCUAGUAAAAAUAGAAUACAAUGAUGCCCAGCAUUUUCCAGCAUCACCUGGCGCCAUGUUGGCCGCAUUCGAGAACGCGACAAACCUGCGACAAGAAGAGGUAAAGGUGACUUUUGACUGUGCUGAAGAAGAAGAUUUCCACGCAGAUGGGCAUGAUGUGCAUGAUGGGCAUGAUGACACCCCCGAAGGAGACCCUUUGUCAGAGGCAUUUGGAACGCCAAAUCUUCCAGUCGUGGAGCCUUCAAUUUACUUGACUAUUAUUGACGGAGCUGAGUUUCAACUUGGCGGGGUUGCCCCCCACGUGCGUUUGUUUUGGUGCGAGAAGGAAGUGAGUCGCACUGCUCCGGGGCGACUAGACAAGCAUAAUCAACCGCAUUGGAAUGCUGAAAGUUUUCUUUUGCCUCUUCCAGAAAAUACCGACGAUGUUGGCCUUCGACUGGAAGUUUGGACGACAACAUGCCACGGCCAGGCCCUCCUCGAAGGCCAGGAUCUUUUGCGCCAGUGCUUCACAGAUACUGAUAAGCGAGCUAAGCGAGCUACAAGAUAUCAACUCACGCCACACAGGCCAGUCAGACCUGCUUCAGAGAGAUUCAAUCGACGCAGAGAAGUGACCUCUUCUCUUGCACUCAUGAUGUAUCUUAUAUCUCCAGCCCCCAAAAAAAAGAAAGUGACGGCAUCGGACCUUAGUGUCCACCUAAGUUAAAUCGUGACAUUCACAAGUGCGCGUCGGGGGCACAGCAACCCGCAUCUCGCCAACAUUGGCAAAAAGGUAUUCCUGUGCCAGCGGGACCCGUCAGGGGGAAGAGCUCUCCGAGUCGCCGGAAGGCCGGGCUCGCCGGUUCGUCACAUGUGUCACUCCCGUCGGAAUUCCCGUCUGCCCGGGCCCGGGGGGGUCCAGAUGGCGGAUGCAACAAGUGAUGCAACGCUCGUCGCUCGGCGGGGCUACUUGCGGGGCUCAUAAAAAAGGACAAUACUUAGGUAUGGCACAAGAGGGCUAGGCUAGGAUGCGGCCCCGUUGGCCCUUAUUAUAACAUUUGGGGGAUCGCUGUCAAGAGAAAAACGUCCCACGGGGUGUUUUAGAAAUUC
Molecule: messenger RNA, 13659 nt
Organism: Pelagomonas calceolata
Lineage: Eukaryota; Pelagophyceae; Pelagomonadales; Pelagomonadaceae
Source: the annotation of a GenBank genome assembly